Micromonas pusilla CCMP1545 is the source of this 588-nucleotide messenger RNA. RefSeq lists its product as uncharacterized. The transcript has a single exon. Lineage: Eukaryota; Viridiplantae; Chlorophyta; Mamiellophyceae; Mamiellales; Mamiellaceae. The record is from RefSeq and is a predicted model, not a curated record. The coding region runs from base 1 to 588 and encodes 195 amino acids.
AUGAUCCUCGCGCGACCGCGCCUCGCGCUCUUCGCCCUGCCCGUAUCGCCGCCGUCGCGUCGCCGCCGCGUCGCCGUCGCGCCGCUCGCCGCUUCCAAGAAAAAAAAGAAACAGCAACCCUCCGACGUCGGCGACUCGCAAGACCCCGUCCCCGUGGUCGAGCCGUCGCGGACGACGAAGAAGGAGCACUGGGUCGAAGACUCUGAAGAUGACGGCCCUCUGCUGGACGUGGACGCCGGGGCGAAGCCGCGGUCCGUGCGAGGAAAGAACAAGAAGCCCGUGAAGACGACGGCGAGCCCCGCGCAAAAGCGCGCCGUCACUACCCCCUACGGCGGUCGUCGCGCUACCCGGCCCCUACGGUACGGUGCUGUCAAGAUAGAUACGACUCGGCCAACCCAGGUACCAGGUCUAGUAUCUAGAGGUUCCUCAUGGGUGAGUAUAAACUGCGCCUUCGAAGACUUCCCUUUCGACGAUUUCGUCGAUUUCGUCGCGUCGGUGAACGACGCGGUAUCGGAGACCAUGGCAUCGAAAGUGGACGCGAGUGCGGAGCGGAAGGACGACGAUCUGAACGAGGACGACUUUCUGUGA